Messenger RNA from Camelus dromedarius (Arabian camel), 3126 nucleotides. RefSeq lists its product as uncharacterized. The coding region runs from base 1 to 3126 and encodes 1041 amino acids. NCBI's taxonomy places the organism in Eukaryota, Metazoa, Chordata, Mammalia, Artiodactyla, Camelidae. The record is from RefSeq and is a predicted model, not a curated record. The transcript is spliced from 3 exons.
AUGGCAGCAAACGCUGGGCUGGAGGAGAAUGCAAGGACUAAGGUCUUGAAGUGGGGAAGCCAGAGACUAGUAAUAAGUAAAACUGCUGGAGAAAUCUUGAGACCAAGGUGGGAGAACCAAGACCAGGUGGGAGUUGAAACUCAGGAACUAGGGAAGAAAAAUCAGAGGGAGGCUGGAGGUGAGGAUCUUCCUGAAACCCAGGCAUGUAGAGGAGAGAACCAGGAAAAAUUAAGAUGUAAAACUGACGCCGAGACCCAAACACCAGUGUGGGAGAACCAGGAUAGGAGUAGGAAAGAGGAUGCUGUAGAGACCCAGGCAUUUGAGAAGGACAGGAAAGGGGCCAGAGCGGAGGAUGAAGGAGAGACCCAGGCCCAAGGAUUGAGGAAGCAGGGCCAGACUGAAAGUGAGAAUGGUGAGGAGUCUCAGGUGCAAGGGUGGGGAAAACAAGACCAGAUUAGAGGUGAUACCAGUACAGAAACUCUGGCAGAAGAGAGGAGAAAAAAGGACCAGGUUGGAGGUGAGAAUGCUGUGCAAAGCCAGAUAUCUGGGAGGGAAAACCUGGGAGAAGUAAAAAAAGAGGAUGGCAUGGAGACCCAGGCCCUGGGGUGGGAAAAACAAGAAUGUGUUCCAAGUGAGAAUGUAACAGAGAUCCAGACGCCAGGGUGGGAAAAGCAGGAUCAAGGUGCAAGUGAGAAAUGUGGGACGAUCCAAGUGUUCAGGGUAGAGAUCCAGAAACAACUAAGACAUGAACUUCAAGAGACGUGGGGAAAUCAAGACCUGAAAAGAGGUGAGGAUGAUGGGGAAACCCAGAUAUCCAGAAGGAAGAACCUCAGGGAGAUAAGAGAGGAGGAUUGGGUGGUGAUCAAGGCGCUAUGGUGGGGAGACCAGAGACCAGUAGCAAGUGAAAUUAACAGAGAAUUCAAAAUGCCAUGUUGGGGGAAUCAGGACCAGAUUAGAAGUGAUCAUAGAGCAGAAAUUCAAGCACUAGAAAAGAGAGACCAGAAAAAGGACAGAGAUGAAGAUGGUACAAAUACCCUGGUACCUGAGGCAGAGAACCAGAGGCAAUUAAGAGGUGUCUCUCAUGUAGAGACCCAUCCACCAGGGAGGAGGAAGCAGGAGCAGUUUGGAGAUGAGAAUAGUACAGACAUCCAGGCAACAGGGACAAUAAACCUGAGAGGGGUUAAAGGUGAAGAUGGUAAAGAGACUCAGGAGCUUGGGGAAGAAAGCCAGCAUCAGUUAAACAGUGAAACUAAUGAAAAGAUUCACAUACCAAAGAGGAAGAAUCAGGAAUACAUUACAGGCAAGGGUGGUGCAAAUACCCAGGCAUAUGAGGUGGAGAAUGGGGGAGAAUUAACAAGUAAAAUUGAUGUAGAAACUCAUUCAGCAGAAUGGAAGAAAGAGGAGCAGGCUGGAUAUGAGAAUGGUGCAGAAAUUCAAGUUCUGGAGAAGAAAAACCAGGGAGAAGCUGGAGUUGAGGAUGGUACAGAGAUGUGGGCACCUGGGGAAGAAAACCUGAGUCAGUUAAGAGGUGACAUUGAUGGAAAGACUCAUUUAUCAGAUGGGAAGAACCAGGAGCAGACAGGAGGUGAGAACAAAACAGAAAUUCAGGCACCAGAGAAGAGAGAAACUGAAGGUAAGGCUGUUACAGAGACCCAGAUACCUGAGAGAGAGAACCAGGGACAGCUAGAUGGUGAAAUUGGAGAGAACCAUCCACCAGAGAGGAGAAACUGGGAGCAGAAUAGAGGAAAGACCAAUGUAGAAAACCCAACACUGGAGAGGAAAAACCAGAGAGAGGUUAGAAACGAGGAUAAUAGAAAGAUCCAGACACUUAUGGGAGGGAACCAGAUACUGUUAAAAAGUAAGGUUAAUGGAAAGACCGGUUCAUCAGAGUGGAAGAAACAGGAGCAGACUGGAGAUGAGAAUGGCACAGAAAUCCAAACACAAGGGAAGAGAAACCUGAGAGGGACCAUGGGUGAUGAUGGUACAGAAAGCCAGACUCCUGGGGAAGACUAUCAGGGACAGGUAAGAAGUGAAAUUGAUGAAGAGAUCCAGAUACACAGGCAAGGAAACAAGCAUGGAAAUGAGGAAGCUGCAGAAAUCCAGCGUGUAGGGAGCCAGAAAAAGUGCAGAGCUGAGGAUGCUGGGGGGCUUCGAGUACCAAGGGGGAGAAACAAGGACCAGGUCAGAGGAAAGGAUGCUGCUAAAGGCAAUCUCCAAGGUGACUAUUCUGGGGGUGAGGGGCCCCCAGCCUUCACUGGCUCUGGAUACAGGGCCAUGAACCAGGAACAAGCAGUGGCUUCUGCCCCCUGUCCUGAGAUCAAGCCUCUCUUCAACCAGGGAGAACUCUUCCUGCUCAACAGUGGGGAGGGAGAGGAUUUGGCCAGCCAGGGCACAGCCCCUGCAGGGAAGCACAAAGUGGGUAUCAAACCAUCUUCCUGGCAGGCCCGACCUAAACUCCAAAGAAGCCGACAAAGGGACAAAGGAGCAGAUCCAGGCAAGGCCUCUGGCCUGACUCGACAGCUCCGGGACCCACAGUCCUUGGAUGCUCCCGUGGGCCUGCCCUCUCCCUGCCCCUCUGUCUCACAUGGUCAAGCCCUCCAAGCUGCCCCAGCUCUGGUGGAUGUUCCCUCUGCCCUCACGAUCCUGCCCAAGAGGCCAGUUCACAAGAAGAGCCAACAACUGCUCCUAGAGUCGCUUAUGCGGCGGAAGAUUGCACACCUGAAGUGGGGCUUCCCCCAGCAGAUCCUAGAGUCCUAUUUGCUCUUUAACUUCUUAGGACCAUGCCCACUGCCCCUUGUUGGGCUGAGGCUCUCUGGGUUACACACAUCCUGUGAGCUGCAGGGCCAGCAGGAAAAGUGUUGUGAGACCCAUGGUUUGAGGCCAGGCCCUAUGUCCCUAGAGAGGUCCUGGAGCGCUUGGUUCCCAGAAAGAAAAAGUGUAAAACUUCCCACACAGGCCAGAACCCUGGAGAAGCGUAGACCACACUGGUCAGAACCAAUGGGCAUUUCUACCCAUCCUGAAAAGCCUAAGAGAGAAGCCAUUCUCCAAGUUGUGAACUGCCUUAUGGAAAGGUGCCUGUGGCAAGGAACUGAGGAGGCCAUUGGACAACAGCCAUCAAGAAAGUGA